AUGGUUUCCAAGAUCCUCUUCUGGAGCGGCUUCGGCUUCGCCGCUCGUUGGUGGCAGAUGGGCAUUGAGAUGCGACCUUUCUUCAACAAGGAAUCCCUCUGGGUCUACCCUGUUUACAUGGCCGGUGGUGCGGCCUUCGGAUACUGGCUACAGGGUGUCGAGGAUCGACAAAACACUCAGAUUAGCGAUAGGAAACAAAGUCUAUUGGAGAAGAGGGCACGGAAGGCACUAAGGGAUGCAGAGGCGGCGAAGGCUGACGCGUAG
Messenger RNA from Scedosporium apiospermum, 264 nucleotides. RefSeq lists its product as uncharacterized. The coding region runs from base 1 to 264 and encodes 87 amino acids. The record is from RefSeq and is a predicted model, not a curated record. The transcript is spliced from 2 exons. NCBI's taxonomy places the organism in Eukaryota, Fungi, Ascomycota, Sordariomycetes, Microascales, Microascaceae.